GAGAGGAAGCCAGUGCGGGCCUGGGCCCAGCCGUAGCUGCUUCUCAGGGGCGCCCUCCCCCCUCCGGCCAGCAGCAGGCACGCAGAGGGCGCUGGAGGCUGGAGCCGGGGAGGCCUGUUAAGAGUUGUAAUCAUGAUUGUUGACUGGAUUGGAUUUGGUUAUGCGGCAGUGGUGGCAAUUGGUGGUGGUAUAGGAUACGUUCGCAAAGGAAGUAUAGUCUCGUUGGCUGCAGGUCUUUUCUUUGGUUUGGUGUCUGGUUAUGGAGCAUAUUGCGUAACACAUAAUCCCAGAGAUGUGAAGAUAUCAUUAUUUUCAGCUUUCAUUCUGACCAUUAUAAUGGGCAUGAGGUUCAAGAGGUCCAAGAAAUUAAUUCCGGCUGGACUAAUAGCUGGUUUAAGCCUUUUGAUGAUACUGAGAUUGGUUUUUCUGCUGCUAUAAGAGACAACAGCAACUAAGGACUGAAGUAUAAAUAUUUCCCUUCAGCAAGCAGCCAAGCUCUUUGUACUUGAAAUAUGUUUCUCUUUUGUAUUUUUUCACUGUAAAAGUUAACAAAUAUACCUGCAAUUUAAUUCCUCAAAGUUCUCUAUGCUGAAAGCUUUUUUUUAAGCAAACAAGGAGGUUUUUGUUUGUUUCUUUCUUUCAUCAUUGUUUUCAUUUAAGCAACUUAUUGGCUGGAUUUUUUCCCAGAAGUGUGAGAGCAUAACAGCACGAUAGAAAUCAGGUGAUGUUAGAAAUGUUCUGCACAUUUGAAACUCAAGCUAUGUAUGGAUAUUUCAUUAAGCCAAAAAGUGUGUAGUAUUAAAACAUAAUCUUGUAAGCAUCUAACGAUAAAUAAUCAACAGCAGCUCCACAUAAUGUACAAACUAUAGUCUUGUCAAUACUGAUCAUGUAAUGCCACACUGUAUUUUAUCAAAAUCACUAACAGAUGAAGAGGUAUAUGCUUGUGUUCUGCAUUGCACUGCUAGAAUAUAUUUUGUUUCUAAAUAUGUAAAUAUUUCCUUCUACUGGAAAUGUAGAAUGUACACACCAAAUAAAAGAUGGACCAAUUAAAACAG
Messenger RNA from Pelodiscus sinensis (Chinese soft-shelled turtle), 1055 nucleotides. RefSeq names its product transmembrane protein 14A (gene TMEM14A). Gene Ontology annotation, biological process: regulation of heme biosynthetic process. Gene Ontology annotation, cellular component: mitochondrial membrane. The record is from RefSeq and is a predicted model, not a curated record. Lineage: Eukaryota; Metazoa; Chordata; Testudines; Trionychidae.